AUGGCACUUCGACUGCCCCGUCUUGACAAGGAUGUGUUCACGAUCCAGGAUCUCAAAGAACGAGCCGACAAGCUCCUGCCGGUCGCCGUCAGAGAGUUCUUCAACGAGGGGUCGAUGGAUCUGUUGACCGUCCGGGACAAUGAGCAGGCCUAUGAUCGCUACAAGCUGCGGCCCCGAGUCAUGAGGGACGUCGGUGAGGUCGAUACGUCGACCACCAUCUUCAACACCAAGGUGCGCUUUCCCUUUGGAUUUUCUCCAGCUGGCAUGCAUCAGCUGGCGCAUCCUGACGGGGAGAUUGCAACCUCACGUGCUGCGGCCGGAAACAACAUCGCCAUGGCGCUCUCGUCCUAUUCUACCAAACCACUCGAAGAUGUGGUGGCCCAGGGGAAAGGCAACCCGUACGGCAUGCAUGUUUGCUUCUUCGAAGACCGGAGAAUCACCCUCCAGAUCAUUCGAAGAGCGGAAGCUGCCGGCUUCAAAGCUCUCUUCGUAUCCGUCGACACUCAGGUCCUGGGCCUUCGACUCAGCGAGUACCGAAAUGCCCUCGCACUCCCACUCGGCAUGACCACGCCCAUGCUUGUAGAUGACGAGGCAGGCAUGGGCGUAGAUGACGAGAAGUCAACCGCCGCCCAGAGUGACCGUCUCUCGUUCGAUCCGACGCUGACUUGGAACGAAACCAUUCCUUGGCUUCGGAAACACACCAAGCUGGAGAUCUGGUUGAAAGGAAUCACCUGCCCCGAGGACGUCGCUCUUGCCAUAGACUGCGGCGUGGAUGGAGUGCUGAUCUCCAAUCACGGUGGCCGACAGCUGGAUGGCGUCCCGGCCAGUCUCGACGCAUUGCGAGAGUGUGCUCCUGUAGCGAAAGGCAGGAUCCGACUUGCUGUCGACGGGGGCAUCCGGAGGGGAUCCGACAUCUUCAAGGCUCUUGCGCUAGGCGCCGACUUUUGUAUGGGAGGUCGGAUCCCGCUAUGGGGACUGGCGGUAAGUUAG
Messenger RNA from Capronia epimyces CBS 606.96, 990 nucleotides. RefSeq lists its product as uncharacterized. Bases 1 to 990 code for a protein of 329 amino acids. The transcript has 6 exons. NCBI's taxonomy places the organism in Eukaryota, Fungi, Ascomycota, Eurotiomycetes, Chaetothyriales, Herpotrichiellaceae. The record is from RefSeq and is a predicted model, not a curated record. Gene Ontology annotation, molecular function: oxidoreductase activity; FMN binding.